AGGGCAGUCGAGAUCACUUUCGUCUUCCUUCCACAUUUAGGUCCUCUGCUUGUGCUUAGCGUCUUUUCUCUUUUCGGAUAAUUCUACGCAGCUUUUGCAAUGAACAGUCUUUUAUUGGCGUUUCUCUUUUUCUUUACUGCCGCCUUUGUGCUGCGGUGGACGAGAUUGUCCAACCUGCGAGGCGCCGCUGUGCGCGGCGACGUGCUCGUUGUCUUUGCGCACCCCGAUGACGAAGCUAUGUUCUUCACACCGCUGCUGACGUCCCUGCGCACCCGCAACGUCGGCGUGCACUUUCUCUGCCUCUCCAACGGCAACGUUGACGGUCUCGGAAAGGUGCGCGAAAAGGAACUUGUCGCCAGCGGCGCCUUCUUCGGUGUGCAGCGGCGGAACAUCAAAGUAGUUGACCGUUCCGAGUUGCAGGACGGAAUGCGAAACGCGUGGAGCACAACCGUGAUACGAAAAGAAAUUGAGUCCUACAUGCAGAAAGCUGGCAACAUCAGCACCAUCGUUACCUUUGACAAAUACGGCAUCUCAGGCCACCCCAACCACGUUGCCGUGCACAACGGCGUGCGCGACCUCAAAGAGAGCAUGCCACCGGGCAUCAUUUACCUGCAGCUGCGAACGCGCAACCUUCUUAUGAAAUAUAUCGGUCCGUUGGCAGCCUUUUCCUAUACAACGUUCGCAGCGACCUACGUUAGUCGGACAAACUUUGCAGCUCUUAUACACCCCGCGUCAUUCUGGGCCAGUAUGGCAGCUAUGCAGCGUCACGCGUCCCAGCUCGUUUGGUUUCGCUAUUUGUUUGUGUUAUUUUCGUCCUAUACGUAUGUCAACGAACUGGAGGAGCUGUAG
This is a messenger RNA of Leptomonas pyrrhocoris, 849 nucleotides long. Its product is annotated as N-acetylglucosaminyl-phosphatidylinositol deacetylase. The transcript has a single exon. Gene Ontology annotation, biological process: GPI anchor biosynthetic process. Gene Ontology annotation, cellular component: endoplasmic reticulum. The record is from RefSeq and is a predicted model, not a curated record. NCBI's taxonomy places the organism in Eukaryota, Euglenozoa, Kinetoplastea, Trypanosomatida, Trypanosomatidae. Gene Ontology annotation, molecular function: N-acetylglucosaminylphosphatidylinositol deacetylase activity. Bases 100 to 849 code for a protein of 249 amino acids.